AUGCUGAAGCUCAUUCUUCUCGCUGCGACCUUAGCCGUUGCUGCUGCGUUGGUUCCGUAUCCCUACAAGCCAAUCUACCACGCAGGAGGCCCUGUCUAUAGAGCCAGCAGCUACGCUGCUGGAAGGGGCUACGCCGGAGUCGGUAGGAAAGUCUAUGGGGGUACGUACGCGGCUGGGUACGGUACUUAUGGAAGUUACGCUGACUACGGCACUGGCUACGUUGGCAGCGGUCACGGGCAUGGCUAUAGAAGCGGCUAUGGCUAUGGGAAUUCUUUCGGAACUAGUUACGGAAAAGGUUACAAGAGCUACAAGAAGUACUAA
This is a messenger RNA of Lingula anatina, 321 nucleotides long. RefSeq lists its product as uncharacterized. NCBI's taxonomy places the organism in Eukaryota, Metazoa, Brachiopoda, Lingulata, Lingulida, Lingulidae. The record is from RefSeq and is a predicted model, not a curated record.